AAUAUACAACCGUGGCAUGAUUAAAGCAAAAUUUGCUCGGAAUAAACUCAAACGCCGCAUUUGCAAUUAAAUAAAUUAACAAAAAUCAUUGUUAUUUAAUAAAAUUGGAGUGUUUUUAGUAAAAGUAUAUAUUAGAAAAAGCCUACAAUAAUGGACACAUACUUAUUUGAUGGUGGUCGUAUCCAAAAAAUGGAAGUAGAUUAUGCUCCAGCUUGCGAUGAGAAAAUACCAGUUGCUAAGGAGCUGGCAAAGAAAAAUCCCGAUUCAUUUCACGAGGCCAUUGAAAUGCUUUUGUCCUUGGAGAAGCAAACGCGUUUGGGUGCAGAUAUGGUCUCAUGCUCUCGUGUAUUGGUGGCCAUUUGCCAAGUAUGCUUUGAUGCUGGCAAUUGGAAUGCCCUAAAUGAAUAUGUUACUUUAUUGGUUCGUCGUCGUUCUCAGUUAAAACAAGCUGUUUCGAAAAUGAUACAAGAAUGCUGCAGUUAUGUCGAUAAGACUCCGGAUAAGGAGACCAAGCUUAAGUUAAUUGACACACUGAGAGCAGUAACAGAGGGAAAGAUCUAUGUGGAAAUCGAAAGAGCCAGACUGACAAAAAUAUUGGCUGAUAUAAAAGAGGCUGAUGGCGAUAUUCCCGGUGCGGCAGCUGUAAUGGAAGAACUGCAGGUAGAAACCUAUGGUUCUAUGGACAAAAGAGAGAAGGUGGAGCUUAUUCUGGAACAAAUGCGUCUAUGUCUAUUAAAAGAAGAUUUUGUUUCCACACAAAUCAUUGCUAAGAAAAUUAGUAUUAAAUUCUUUGAUGAUCCCUUACAACAUGACCUCAAAUUAAAGUUCUACAAUUUAAUGAUAAGUUUGGAUCGUGAUACCUCGUAUUUGAAGACAUCGCGGCAUUAUCAGGCCAUAGCAGAACCUCCAAAACCAGUGGAACCUAAGCCAGAACCUAUGGACGAGGACAAAAAGAAGGGUGACGAGGAUAAAAAGAAGAAGGAAAAGGAGGAGGAAACAAAGAAACCAGAACCUCCAACCCCUGUCGAGCUAACACCAGAACAGGAAAAGGAGCUUAAAGAUAAACUCAUCUGCGCUGUGCUAUAUUGUAUUUUGGCUCCCUACGACAAUGAGCAGAGUGAUAUGAUGGCCCAUUUGUCUAAAAACAAAAAACUAGAAGAUAUACCUGUAUACAAGGAAAUAUUACGCUUGUUCAUGUCCAAGGAAUUAAUUAAUUUCGAUACCUUCAACAACGAUUUUGGCACAGUCUUGGCCGAGAAUGAGAUGUUCCAGGAGAACACCAAACAUGGUAAAAAAUGCAUAACUGAAUUGAAAGAUCGUUUAAUAGAACAUAAUAUUCGUAUUAUUGCCAUGUAUUACUCCCGUUUGCAUUUGACCCGCAUGAGCGAAUUACUAAAUUUGCCCACAAAUCGUUGUGAGGAAUAUUUAUCGAAAUUGGCAAACAGUGAUACUAUACGUGUUAAAAUUGAUCGUCCUGCCGAAAUAAUUUAUUUCACCGUCAAGAAGAGUCCUUCGGAUAUCUUAAACGCCUGGUCAAAUGAUGUCAGCCAAUUAAUGUCACUGGUGAACAAGACCUGCCAUUUGAUAAACAAAGAAGAAUGCAUUCAUUCCGUCAAGGGAAUAACUGUGGAAGAUUAAGUUUUAUGUUGCAUAUUUCAUCGAUAUUAGCAUGCAAACCAAACUUUCACAACUGCUCCUAACGCUUAAGUAAACUUUAGUUCAUAUAACAUACAUACAACAUACAAACAACAAUUCUAGGUUUGAAAACUAACUAAAAAUUGUAACUACCCAUUUUUAUUAAAACACGUUGCAAUUGUCUACUUUUUGUAUUCAUUGAAUGAUAUACAGUAGUAAAGUAACAACAUUUUAAAAUAUA
This is a messenger RNA of Stomoxys calcitrans (stable fly), 1876 nucleotides long. It is a transcript of the gene Rpn5, whose product is annotated as 26S proteasome non-ATPase regulatory subunit 12. Gene Ontology annotation, cellular component: cytoplasm; nuclear proteasome complex; proteasome regulatory particle, lid subcomplex. The record is from RefSeq and is a predicted model, not a curated record. Bases 151 to 1638 code for a protein of 495 amino acids. Lineage: Eukaryota; Metazoa; Arthropoda; Insecta; Diptera; Muscidae. The transcript is spliced from 5 exons.